AGACAAGGGAAACUACCACGUCGAGGGGACCAUUUGAGCCUGGUCUUUAUUUACAACAUCUUUUUAGCAGAGAGAGAAAGAGAGAGGGGAUAUUUCAGUAGUGUAACGUUUGCAUUUAUCAUUUUAUUUUCACAGAUAAUUGGUGACCUAAUUAUCGAGGCAGGAAACCUCUUGAAAAUGCUUCAGUCUCUAACCAGCAAUUCGUGUGUGCGGUUGAUACAGAGUCACAAGUCGACGUGGUAUUUUUUGUCUUUAGUCUUGGGCUAUCUUCUUUAUCUUAUAUUCGGCGCCGUUGUGUUUUCCUCGGUCGAGCUGCCAUAUGAAGACCUCCUGCGCCAGGAGCUGCGAGCCAUUAAGAAACAGUUCCUUCAAGACAAUGAAUGUUUAUCCGAGGAGCGGCUCGAGAGGUUUUUACAGAAAGCCCUUGAGGCCAGUAAUUAUGGAGUGUCCAUCCUCAAUAACGCCUCUGCGAACUGGAAUUGGGACUUCACCUCUGCGCUGUUUUUUGCGAGCACCGUGCUGUCCACCACAGGAUACGGGCAUACAGCGCCCCUAUCAGAUGGUGGUAAGGCCUUCUGCAUCAUCUAUUCUGUGAUUGGCAUCCCGUUCACCCUCCUGUUCCUCACUGCCGUGGUGCAAAGGAUCAUGGUCUUCAGCACACGGAGGCCUAUCAUGUACAUCCACAGGCGCUGGGGUCUGUCCAAGCCAUUGGUGGCCAUUGUUCAUGCCACUCUGCUCGCGAUGGUGGCCGUCUCUUGCUUCUUCCUCAUCCCCGCUGCCAUCUUCUCAGCUCUGGAGGAGAACUGGAACUUCCUGGAGUCUUUCUACUUCUGCUUCAUUUCCCUCAGUACCAUCGGCCUGGGAGACUAUGUACCUGGAGAAGCUUUUAAUCAGAAGUUCAGGGAGCUCUACAAAGUGGGCAUCACUGUCUACCUGAUCCUGGGUCUGAUCGUCAUGUUGGUGGUGCUGGAGACUUUCUGUGAGCUGCAGCAGCUGAAGCAGCUGAGGAAAAUGUUCUACCUGAAGAAGGAAAAGCCGCAGGACCGCCUGGCCAUUUUGGAGCAUGACCACCUAUCCUUCACCACCGUGUCCGACAGAACCAGUGAGGACAAAACUCAGCCGUUUGUCAGUGUCCCAGCUCUCGCCUCUCCCAGUGGGGAUGACCCCAUGAUCCAAUAAACAGAGACAGAGUGAAAGCCUACUUUACAGACGACAAUGUGAAAGUUCUUAUAAGGGUAUUGCUAGAAAGUAGAUCAUGUAGGAAUAGAUGAUAACCCUCAGUCACAUGAACAGCCCUGACAGCUUUUAGUAAACUGUGUGCUAGUUGAGAAUAUCCAGAGUAAGCAAAACAUUCUCCUUUAUUUAAAACAAAACAAUGAAAAUAUAGUGCUAUGCAGCGGAAAUCAACUUUGUAUAUAAUGAUAAGGGAUAAACUUAAUUUUGUUCGGUAGUUAUUGGUAAAAGAAAUGCCUCUUAUUGUAUUGACGUUUAAUUUGUCAGAGGGCUGACUCGCAGGAGUAAGGCUCGUUUUUCAGCUGUUAUUAUUUAUUUAAGAUAUUCAAGGAAAUUUUAGUAGGUCUGGCCUCUGAAAUCUAGCUGAAAUAUCACAAAAUUCUCUGUAGUCGGUCAAAACAUAGUACCUAAAUAUUUAAGCGAUAUUGCACAGGUUUGUGGAAUGCACAGCAUCAGGUAAGUGAUAUAAGGUCUGUAGUGCUGUCUAGAAUUACAAUACUGACGCUGGUAAAGAUGAGCUAAAAAGACAACGAAAAGAUCAACACAAACAAUGAGCUAUAAUUUGUGUUCAGACAGAUUUUUAAAUGAUGAGCCUUCAUUCUGAUGGAACAUACACAGGAAGAUUUUGUUAUUUCCAAUGUGUCAUGACCUUUUUCCUGAGAGAGUUAUUGGUACAAUUUGUUGCUGGGCUAAUUCGAGUUUAUUGCUCGAUGAGUUCUGUAAUGCUUUACUGCAGCUUUUCGAAUUUGAUCUCCCUGGUACACUGACUUACAUGGCUGAAUAAUGAAAUGUGUUCUGAAGGAGCAUAUUUCACCCUGCAAGUCAGUGGUACUCAACCUUUUUGGCGUGCACCUACCCGUGACCCCCCCAUCACAGGUCCAAUAUUUAGGUGAAUAGUCUUCCUGAAGAUUGAUGGCUUUUUCAAGUUGUUUCAUUUGCUUAAUUAUCAGAGGAGGCCUUAAAACUACCCACUAGUUCACCAGAAGACAGAACAAGAUCUGUAAUCAGUUUUUUUCUUUCCCCCAUAUUUUAAUAAUCUUGUGACCCCGAAAAAUUAUCUUGCAACCCUCUGGGCAUUUCCAAGUUACCACUUUCUAAGUUACCACUCCGCAGAAACAGAUACACAUCUUGCUCACAUAACUGUAGAUUUGCAGUACAGUCAUGGCUUUAAGCAAAUUAAUUCACUCUGAAUCUAAAGGCUUUGAUAUUUCACUAGUUACGCGUGCAGUCCAUGCCAUAUUCGUAUAAAAUAACGGCUGGACCUGAUCCACAGCAGAAAACUAGUUGAGCUGCAGAGGCACGGGCAUCUGAAAUGAAUACACUACCAACUCUGCAAGCUACACACACGUGUCAAACUUGGAAGAGGAUCCAUAUCCUGAAUGUCUAAGUGACUGGUGAAUGUGUACGUGAAGUUUUACCAAAGACCAAGCUUUUUUUAAAAAAAGAUAAGAAUAAAAGCAACUUUCUGAUUUUUUUGGCACCAAAUAUAAGCUAAAAUAAAAGAAUUACUGAGUACAGAGUACAGCCCAUUGCUCGUACUGUGUUUUGUAGCAUUUUUGGCUCAUCUUUACCAAAAGGUGUGAAUUAUUCUAGUUGCAUACUACAUUAUCACAUUUCAUAGUGAAUGAAAAAAAAAAAAAUUUGUCUGCUCAUAUAUGUUGUAUUAUCUGAAGGUGUCGCAGUGCUAUUUCAAGGUUGUUAAUGUUUGCUGAUAAGCACUAUCAUUUAUCUUUUUGCCUGAAAGGGAUUAAUGUGCCCUGGCUAUUAGAAAAGGGAAAUGAAACGUUAAUAGUCCAGUUUAAAAAGGGAACCACAGAAGGGCUGGCCCGUUGCAUUGUAUCAUCAAUAACGAGAGCUCACUUUACAGAUGCACUGGUGCCACCCAGUAGAAGACUGUUUUCAUUUUCCUUCAAAGGAAAGAAGGCACAGACAGGUUGUAUUUCAUGGGGAUGUAAAACAGGAGAUAUUUUAAAUGCUAACAUUGUUUCAUUUGUUAAUCUGUAACAGACUUGAUAGUAGCUUUGAGUAAGAGUAGAGGUUGAAUUGAAACUGUUUUUACUGUAUUUAAGAAACUUGAACAUGGCAAAAUCUAUGUUUUUAAAUGCGUCAUGAUAGGGGAUGUUUACAAAAGUUUGUUUAUAAUUAAUGAAGAUAAUUGCAUUCUAGAAAAGCUACAUCAAGGAAACUUGUAACUCUAAAUUCGAACAGCCAGAGUGCAGUUGAAACAUUUCCCAUUUUGGUUAAUCCAGCACUUCUGUUUUAACGCUGCAAAUCAACGAGUGGGAACUCCCCUUUUUUGGAACUGAAGCCUGUACAUGUACAGUUGCAAGUUUGUAUGAUAUGAUAGUCCUCUUUGUGUUUUUAAUAAUGAAAUUUAUAGGUGGAAAAAUAAUGUUCUGAUUGUAGUACUCCAUUUUGGGCAGCAGUACAUGGUUGUUCAGCAUACUGUAGUGACGCAGAGUUAUUUGUUCAAUAUUCUAGUUGGUAAAUUAAACAGAAAGUUAUGCAUUCGUUGUGCAUUUUUAUGAUGUUCCAGCUCCUCGGUGGAGCCGAAGUUCUGACCUCAUCGUUCUCUCCUCCAUUGCCACACAGUAGUAGCCUUUUAUAUAGUCUUGAAUGUAAUGUUUUUUUAAUGCUGUCAAGCACACAGUGAUCUUAAAGGCCUGACAUGGAGCCAGAGGGCAGCACCACUCCUUGCUGCGCUGCCAGCUGUGUUUAUUUUCAAAUUUAUUUAAACAUGGCAUGCAUAUUGGAAACAGUGCUCAAAGGUGACCCGUGGGACUGUGUGUUCAUAUAACCAGCAAGUUAGUGACCACUUGUGGAGUCAUGUCAGGUUCAUUUGAAUGACCAUGGUAAUCCUUCACACAACCACCAGAGCUGUAGUUCAUCUCUACAGUGGACUGGGCCUUCAUGUAAACUGUGAUGAGUUGAUACUGUGUUCAUAUUGUAAACUGAGCAAAGAAAGGGAACUUGAAUUUCUUGAGAUGUUUUUUUUUUUUCUUCUCUGUCAUUGUGAGAUGAUUUCCUGUUCAGUGGAUAUUGAAUAGUUUGGUCCUGACAUGUUGAUUCUUCAUCUUUAUUGUAUAAGUUAUAGUGUUUUGUCAUUGUACAAAUACUGUACAGCCUGUUUGUCUUGAACUUGAUGUCUGUCAGGGAAAAUAGUGCUGUCCUGGUCCAUUAGCAUUCACUGUCAUCAGGGAGUUAAGAAAUACUGUGUUAAGGAUUACAAAAACAUAAGGACAUCACUGAAGGACAUCUUUGACUUUCUUUCAAAACUAAAAGGUUUGGAAUAUUUUGGAUCACUUUACUGUACAGGAUUUCUGUAGUUAUCUCUUUAUAUGUUUCCACUAUUACAUUAUCAUAUAUACAUUAUCAUAACACUCUGUUACCAGGGUUCAGUUGGAGUAUCAAGGUUCAUGUGCAGUUAAUUUCAGUGUAUGAGAAGAAUACAUUCUCAUGAGUAUGAACUGUAAACACUUAGUGUCUUAAAUAAAGUGUUGGUUUAUUAU
Molecule: messenger RNA, 4742 nt
Organism: Myripristis murdjan (pinecone soldierfish)
Lineage: Eukaryota; Metazoa; Chordata; Actinopteri; Holocentriformes; Holocentridae
Gene: kcnk1b
Product: potassium channel, subfamily K, member 1b
Exons: 3
Coding region: 178-1179 (333 amino acids)
Biological process (GO): potassium ion transmembrane transport; stabilization of membrane potential
Cellular component (GO): plasma membrane
Molecular function (GO): outward rectifier potassium channel activity; potassium ion leak channel activity
Source: RefSeq, a predicted model, not a curated record